Molecule: messenger RNA, 2404 nt
Organism: Pseudopodoces humilis (Tibetan ground-tit)
Lineage: Eukaryota; Metazoa; Chordata; Aves; Passeriformes; Paridae
Gene: DNAI7
Product: dynein axonemal intermediate chain 7
Cellular component (GO): axoneme
Molecular function (GO): beta-tubulin binding; microtubule binding
Source: RefSeq, a predicted model, not a curated record
AUGGUGCGGCGGGGAGGGGGCUGCGGGCGGGAUACAUGCCGGACAGGGGAAGGGGAUCACAUUGAAGGGCAAAGUUACAGAGUUUUGGAACUGCCAAAUUGUAUUAAAAUAACACUGACAUUUGUUUUCUUCUCCCUUACUGCAAACAUGAAGUCCAAUGGCAAAAGUAAAAAAUCGAAGAAAGAAGCAAAGCUGAGAGCUGAAGCCCAGUUAAGAGCUGAACAAGAAGAAGCAGAAAGACUUGAAAGGGAGAGACUAUAUCAAGAGCACUUGGAAAAGCUUGAAGCAAAGUAUCAAGGAGAGAAGGAGUCUGAACUAGCAGAACUUAAUUCACUGGAACAGAAGUUUCUUUCUGCACAGCAGUGGAAAAUGGAUUACAGAGAACAAGCCAAGUGGGAGCAUUACCUCAAAUGUGAUGGGACUCCUGACCCCACUAUACCUCAGGAGAUCAACACUUUCAUGAGCUUGUGGCGUGACGACCAAGAUGUGGACGUUCAGCUUGUGAUGGAGAAAGAGGAAGUGGUCCUAAAUUUGAUUGAGAAGUUGGAGUUUCUUCUAUUGGAAGCAUCACCAGAUGAGAUCACAGAAAAACAACGAGACCAGUACCAGGAAUUUAUUUUGCAAUUGCAGGUUCUGCUUCAUCAGAAGUACAAUGAGGCUACUCAGAACCUGCUCAAAGCAGCUAGUAUGUAUGAAGAUUUUGAAACUGGGAAUAUGCACACAGUCAUAAAGGAUAAAAAUACUACUUUCUGUAUUUGGGCCAAUCUGAAGAAGAAAGCAAGGUUCAAGAACCACAUGUUCCAGGAGGUGGGGCAUGGCUUUGACCUGCCCAAAUCCCUGGCUCUGAGCAGUGUGGCCAUUCGCGUCUUGCACACCUGCUACGACCACGUGUCUCCCUUGUGGGUGCACUGCCAAGGGCUGCCGAGGCCAGAGGCCUCAGACAGCGAGGAGUUAGCUGAGCAUCCAGAAGACACUGGGCAAGAACCAGGAGAAGAGGAGAAAGGCAUUAAAGAGCCCAAUGUGCCUGCUGCAGAAGAAAUAUGUUCUACAGGGAGGAAGGAGAGUGCUGCCUCACUGAAAGAAAAUAGCAAUAACACAGAUGAUAUAAAAGAGACAGAGGAGGAAACUGAGAUGAAUGCAGACGUCUUGGAUGUAACAUCACAAGAAGCGGAUGCGCUGCUGCAGGAGGAGGCAGGAGGCAGAGAAGAGGCACCCAGAGCUGUUGAUUUGCAGCAGCUGCUGCCCCUGGGGGGUGUGUACCACAUCCAUGCCCUGCAGCUGCCGCCCCAGGCCCGGGACGUCGGGGACUGGAGCAUGGUGGAGCUGCUGGAUGUUGGAUUGGAGGUGCAUCCAUAUUCCCCAGGAGAGGCUGAAGAUGGCACACAAUUUGCUGUACAGAUAACCCUGAAGCUCCCUGAUAAUGUGAUUUAUUUUAAAGUGCCUGUGGUAGCCCGAUGGGAUGCUGCAGGCCAGCAGUGGAGAACUGAUGGCAUCAGCGAGAUAACAUAUGAAGCAGAAGAAAAGAGCAUCACUUUUGGGAUGGGUGCCUUUUAUACAGUAGCCCUUUUCCAGGAUGCUCACCUGAACCUGCCCUAUCAGGCCUGGGAAUUGCACCCCACUGGGGUGGAUGAAGGACUCUUCACAGUUACUGCAGCCUUUGCAACCAUUCAGAUCCAAAUUAAGGAUAAUCAGUGUAUGUUGUCUUCAGUAGUGGUGGAAGAGGAGGAGGUGCUUUCCCACAUGACAGGAAAAUGGAUGAGUCCUUUUGCCCUCAGAGCAGCUUUGAAAAGAGCUGGAGUGAACAUUUUCCCAGCAGAGUACUCUCCCAAGUAUGUCCCUGUGCCCAGGAAGGCUGCCCUGGCAGAAGUGAAGGCCUAUGAGCAGAUGGCUCUGCUUGCAGCUGCUUUUGCUUUUGCUCACAGCAAGUGGAAUGGAGAAGCAGGGCCAGAGCGAGUCGUGUUCAAGGCAAGUGAACAUCUUACAGUGGGUUCUGCCAAAGACAACAACUGGUCUCUUUAUAUGUUCAAUGGUGAGAAAGUACAAAACCUCAAGCUCACUGAAACCAGUGAAGCUUUUACAGAAGAGCUGAAAGAAGAGUCUGAAUUUCACUCCACACUCCACCAUAUGCUCAAGGCUUCUGCCAGCAAUGAAGCCAUGGAUAAAGUGGAAAGAGCUGGCUUCCUGUUUAUUGAUUCUGUGUAUCAGCUGCUCCUUGCUACCAGAGUUUUAGCAUACUCUUAGAUACGGCAAGUUUUCCUUCAAAACUUUAUUAUCACAAGCUUUCAAAAAAGUUACAUUUCAAGUCUUAAAUCCUUUUCUGUUCAAAUCACUGAAACAGGUUCUAAAAUGCAAACAUUUUAUCUUUGUUCAAGCAAAAUAAAUUCUUUAUUCUCUUGUGGCUAGA